CUAAAUUCUAGUGACACACUUCUACGCUCGAGACAUGGUGGCCGUCGCUGACACUUUGGACGCAACUUUUCUGCAGGGAGCGGCGGCCAAGACGGAAAUGGGGCGGCAAAGGAAGUUGAUCAGUUUCCGACGGAACUAGGAGCCCAUUUCUAGUCAAACACGCGUAUGGUGGAUAAUGUUUGGGGCGGGAAAACCUACAAAGGUGCUAAUAAUAAACGUUUGUACAACCGAUUCGUCACGUCCCUAAUGUACGCCUGCCAGCAGAAUCGUGACAGCCAAGUCCGAGAGCUUCUUGCCCAAAAAUCAGAUAUAAGGCAGCGGGACCGAACGAUGAAGAGCGCGUUGCACUAUUGCGUCGAGAACUCGAGUUCAACAAGCGCCGAAUUGGUCCUCGCAGCGGCGCCCGAGUUGCUCGACGCCAAGGACAAGGACGGAUUCACGCCUCUCCACCUGGCAAUUAUCGCCGGCAACCUGAGUCUCGUCCGCUUCCUGCUGCACAAAAGGGCCGACCUGAGCGUUGUUGACAAUGAGAAACACUCGGUCGUCCACUGGGCCACAGUUUGUGGAGAGUUGGAAGCUUUGGAGGCAUUGUUGGAAUCUGGCGCCGAUCCAUCAAUGCCUGACAUCCACAAUGGCUACCCGAUUCACUACGCUGCCCAAAUGUGUGGUCCCCACUCAGAAAUGGGCACGGACGUCAAAGUGGGUCUAAAAAUGCUGGCCGCUCUGCUCGCCCGCAAAGUUGAUGUCAACGUUGUGGACAGCGACGGACGGCAGCCGAUUUUGUGGGCAGCUAGUGCAGGCAGUGCAGAUGCCGUUUUGUCGCUGAUAAACGCGGGAGCCGCAGUUGAGGCGGCCGACAAGGACGGCUUAACAGCACUGCACUGCGCGGCGAGCCGAGGACACACAGAGUGCCUGGAAACUUUGAUAACUCUGUGCGGCGCCGACGUGAACGUGAUCGACAACCACGGGUGCACGGCGCUCUUCUACGCCGUCACCCUGGGCCACGCCGACUGCACCCAUCUGCUGCUCAACUUCGGCGCCAAUUGCAACACCCAGGACAGGCGAGGCAGAACUGCGGCGCACUGCGGUGCAGCCAAGGGUCAGUUGGAGACUUUGAAGCUGCUGCACAUGGCCGGCGCCGAUUUGUGGCAAAGAAACGUGCGAGGCGAUUUGCCCUUGCACGACGCAGUGCAGAGUGGGCGGAGGGAACUCGUCCGGUGGCUGCUUGCCCUGCGACCGGAAAUGGUCACCGCGGCCAACAGCGACGGCUGCUCAAGUCUGCACAUCGCGGCCAUCAGGAAUUAUGUGGAGAUGUGCAGAGUGCUUUUGGAUGCCGAAUCUUUUGUGAACCCUGUCAUGCGAACUUCCAAGGGCGCCCUCUUGACUCCGCUGGACGCAGCCCUGGCCAAGGAAAACCGCAGCUGCGCCAAAUAUUUGCAACUUCUCGGAGGCGUCCCGGCGUCGAAACUGACUGAAGAGGCAGCCGCCUUGCGUGGCCAGAGAAAAGCACAAAUUGACUUUGAAAGCCAAAUGGAUUAUCUGACUCCUCGGUUAGACACAAAUUUGUCAACUACGUCAGCCGUGCUCAACUUUGACACGUCAGGAGCAAACACACCUGCGUUACAGCCGGCGCCAAUUCAAGUGACACAAAUGAGUUCUCUUCAAGUCGAGGCGGAAAAUGUGGCCGAAAAAAGCGAAGAACGCAGUAAAUCCUCGCACAGAAGUGCAAGAAAAGCUCGGACGAGAAAAUCGAAAUCGCCUCGCAGUUCUUCAAGCGAGAGUGAAACUGAGCUUAAGGAAAAAAGCGCCAAAAGCUCGCGGACAAAAAGAAAGAGCAGACGGAAUUCAUCGCGAAGGGAGAAGAAAGAGAGACAAGUUGACGAAGAAAUAGUAGAAGGUGAAACAAAGCCGGGUGAGGUGAUCGAUGUCAAAACGGACGCGCAGAGCAAACAGGAGAAUCAUACACGGCACGCCAAGGAGGCGAGUGCAACACGCGAGAAAAUUGCCAAGAGCACACUCGAGCAGGAAUCGCCAGUCGCUCUCAACGCGAAACCGCACAUCACAGCAACUUCAGAGCUGCCGAACGCAAGUCACGAAGAACAAUCGAAUCAGGCAAAAGCAGUAGGGACGGUGGGAUCGAAAAGCUCCGAUGCGAAAGAGGAUAAAUUGAAAGGCAGGGAAGUAGGAGAAAAGAGAGCCGUUCGAGAUAACAAUAAUAAGAUCAAAGAAGAUGCAACCAAGAAGACGAAAAGCAACGGGAAAAGCUCAAAUCAGCAAAGUCUUCAGGAAAAAAGCGAACAAGCAGUUUCCGAUAACAAAGUAGAAAUCAAGGUCUAUCCGAAGGUGGUCAUUGAUAGCCCUAACACGAGUGGAAUUACGACUGACAGCGAAGCGGCCUCGACGGGAAGUGUGGAAAGCUGUAUGGAAAUCACUGCGGCGACCGAAAAGGACAAUUUAAAGAAAACGAAAAUUGUCGAAAAGGCGUCUGGCAAUAAAGCCUCAAAGAACGGAGAAGUGCCCAAGGAAGCAGCGAAAAAAGCCGCUCCUGCCAGGGCGCCGUCGAAAGAUAAGGGCGGUGAGAAGAAAGUGACCAAAACGAAAGCUGCAGCGCCUGAAAAUAAAGCAAAAAAAGAGACGGCGAAGACGGAGGAAAUUUCACAAAAAGUUAAAAAAGUGGAGAUUCAUGAGGUCCAGAGUAAAAAUGAACAGGGCAUUACCACUCAGAGUCAACCGGUUUCCAAAAGUUUUGAAAUAGCAAAUGAAAGUAAAGUUCAGAAGAAGGUGGAAAAUGAGGAAAUUGUUGAAGCUCAAAUUGUUUCAUCUUCGUCUGGAGAACAAAAAGAGGAAAAAACAAAAGAUGAAAAGGCUACAGAAGAGAUUAAAACAGAAAAGAUAAUAGAGGUGAAAAAUAAUGAUGAGAAAACUGAUGUCAAAAUUGAAUUCAAAGCACCUCUCAAAGAAAUCCAGGCGGUGAAAGAACAACACAUUGAAAAAGAAACGCAACAAGGUAUUAGCGUGCCCUCCAUAGCUAUAAUUCCCGGAAUUCCUGCCAAACAAGAAGAACAAGAAGAAAAGCCACCAAAGGAAGCGAAACCGAAAGUGACAGUUGCUUCUGAAAAUAGUGUUGAAAGGAAGAUUGAAUUGGUGCAAGAAGAAGUUUUAUUUGAGAGAGAAAGUGUGAAGGAGCAAAAUUCCAAGGCGCCAGAAGUGGCGGAGAAAAACGACUCUUCAACCGCACCCCUGGGGAGUGUGGUUGACAAAGGCACGACCAAGCAGCAAAAACAACCACUUGCCGCUAGCAGUUCCAAGGGUGAAGAUGGGGAUGAAAAAUCGCGAAUUAACACGACGUCGGAAAACGCCUCUGGUGACACAAACAAAGCGAGGCCGGCAGCAGUCACGGAAACUCCAAACACGCAAAUCGUCGUGAAUCAAGGUGAGGUUGAAAAGCAAAUAAAAAUUCCAACAAUAAUAAGCUCCAAAGACGAAUCAGAAGCGGUAUCGCAAGGUGGGGACACGACCGAAACCUAUGAUGACACCAGCCGUCCGCUGACGGGAGCAACGGUGAGCGAAACAACGUCCGACUUCAGAAGCGGCGAGUCCGAGGGCAAAAGUUGCUCCGAGUCGGAGACGAAAGACGAAAAACCAGCAGCUACUAAAAAACAGACGAAAGAAAUAACGAAGCGCAAAAGUGAAACGACAUCAGACGUAUCCGCCACCGAGGAUCAAACACAUUCAGACAGCACGCACAUCUCAUCGGAAAAUCGUCACCAGAGCUCUCCGAAGAAAGCCCUUCCGAAACACAGUACAAAAAAAGAGCAUUUGGCCAACAAGUCGUUGAAGGCUGAGGGCAAAAGGGAGGCCAAGGGCAAGCAUAAAUCUUGCGAUAUUUUAUCCAGCGACGAAGGCCAGAAACCGAGGGUGGCCGAUACUCACCCGGAGGAAGGGAGGAAAACGGUGGCAUUCGAGAAGGCAGACGUUCAGCCGCACAAAAUCUUGAUCGACGGCAAGCAGCUAAUUAAUGGCAAGCCGAGCCAGCGGGUCACGCCGCUGACCAAGAUGCACGCGAUCGAGCAGAGCGCCCAAAUCGAGGAGGACGAGAAGAAGGCGCGUGAGAUCAUCAGGAAGCGGCACGAGCAGUCGGUCGUCUCGGUUACCCAGGCCGUCCAAGUGAGCACCCGAAAGUACCAACUGGAGAGGCGGAUUUUCCAGGAGCUGCUAGAGCUGAAAAAGGCGCAGCUCAGGGCCGGAAGGGGAAACGAGAGCAUUUUGGUCAAGAGGGCUGUCGAUGAGUACCGAAAGGAGGGAUUGAUUGUCGGGUUAAGACAGUACGACGGUCCCUAUUCCUUCAGGGCGUUCGAACAGUAUUUAUAUGACCAGUUGAAAUUGCUGCAAAACAGUUCUGACGCCAGAAUAAUCGCGCGUCUAAAACCGACAGACGACGUCAACUCUCUGGCCGCCGCUCUCCGACUUUCCAUUCCCCGAAACGUGCAGCAACACUCGCCGGCGUUCUGCACUAUCAGCACCCACAGGUGCAAGCACGCCACGGAUGCCUACACAACCCCGCCUGUUGCCAAUUACGUGAAUCGACUGCCGCAGACGGAGCGAUUUCUGCCGCAGAUUGGGUCGCCGCCGGCGCGCCACAAGUUGGUCAAGAGCUCGACGUUGCCUGCGACCGGCACCAUGAAGCACGUGGACAUCAGGCAGCCCAUGACCCUGGAGCUGAGUCUCGGCGGCGAAAGGCAAAUUGUGGCCCUGCCGACGGACAAGCUGGACCGCUCGAAACGCUACUAUGUCUCCUUCUCCAUCAAGCCCAAGCACGGACAAAGUGAUUCGACUGACGCAGAAGUUUCCGAGGAGAAAAAGCAGGACAAACACAAACACGCCACCACGAUUUGAAUUUUCUAACCCUCGAGGUGCAAAACGGACGUGGACAGAUCAUUAAUUCAUUUGUAAAAAAGUGCAUGAAAAAUGAACACCGCCGUCAUUUCCGUGUGGAGUUUUUGCUUUUGUGUUGAAAUUCUAGAUAAGUUGAAUUGCAGCAGGCACUCUCAUUGUUAGAAACGUGAUAGAUUUAUUCAUUAUCGAUCGGUUUAGCUUCUCUGUGAAAUUUUUAAUGUUGGAUGUUAACAAACGUGUUUGAUCACUGAAAUAUUCUUCAUU
Molecule: messenger RNA, 5160 nt
Organism: Neocloeon triangulifer
Lineage: Eukaryota; Metazoa; Arthropoda; Insecta; Ephemeroptera; Baetidae
Product: inversin
Exons: 14
Coding region: 166-4896 (1576 amino acids)
Molecular function (GO): protein binding
Source: RefSeq, a predicted model, not a curated record